Larimichthys crocea (large yellow croaker) is the source of this 1743-nucleotide messenger RNA. It is a transcript of the gene ybey, whose product is annotated as ybeY metalloendoribonuclease. The transcript has 4 exons. Gene Ontology annotation, molecular function: metalloendopeptidase activity. NCBI's taxonomy places the organism in Eukaryota, Metazoa, Chordata, Actinopteri, Sciaenidae. The record is from RefSeq and is a predicted model, not a curated record. Bases 37 to 543 code for a protein of 168 amino acids. Gene Ontology annotation, biological process: rRNA processing.
AAAUCGUCGUUUUCUCUUUUCACGCCGUGUUUUAAAAUGGGAGUAGUGCUGCGGAAUCUCCAGAAGGUGGUGCCUCUGCGCCGCGCCAGGCUGCGCAGGGACGUGGACACGCUGAGACACAUACUGGGCGUCCACAAGUUCGACCUGGGCGUCAUCUGCGUGGACAAUAACAGGAUUCAGCAAAUUAACAAUAUAUACAGGAAGAAAAAUGUGCCCACGGACGUCCUCUCGUUUCCAUUCUACGAGGACCUGAGACCUGGUAAGCUGCCUUGCCCUCUCCAUAGAGAUGAGCUGAACCUUGGGGACAUCUUCUUGGGGGUGGAGUUUGUGAUGAAGCAGUGUCAGGAGGAGUCCUUAGAUCUGCACGGAGCCCUAACUGUUAUCACUGCACAUGGUAUCUGUCACCUGCUGGGCUACAGACAUGAGACAGAAGAAGAAUGGACUGAGAUGCUGCAGAGGGAAAGCUACAUUCUCAGUGAGUACAACAGACUGACAGGGAGACAUCUGGAGCCCCUGACGAAGAGAUGCACUCAGGAGAGGUGACAGUGACGGUCACAGCUGCACUAUGGUGCUUGUUAUUGUUGUUCGUGUAACCAGGUGGACUACUACUUGAAUAAAAUUGUUUUAUUCGUUACCUCAUUCAUAAACAAGUGUACACCAAAUGCUGUCUUCUCCACAAUCACACAAUUUGCAGCUACUGUUUGUAAGGACUUUUACCAUCUGACACUAAAAAUGCAAGACUUUGAUUGUGGAUAUCCUUUUCAAAUAUUGGAUGUGUGCGUUGUUUGAGUUUUAAAAAUAUUAAAAAGUCAGUGCACUUUCACUGUAAUAUUUUAUUAAAAUCUGCUUUAGGAAGAGUCAGUCGUGUAUGAAGGGUAGAAAAAGCUGUUCAUUUUUACUUCACAAAUACAUUAUACCCUCUUUACACUGCAUUUGGGACAGGAUGUUCAGGAAAGCGCAAUGUUUCAGAAAUGUAAAUCCAAGCAGACAUAAAAACAAACAAAAAGAACGGAUUUCUGAGUAACAUUUAUCUGCAUGUCAUAAUUCACGAUGCGACAAUACUGUACCUACAGGAGUCAGCUAAUAAUGCUCACCUCCUGAAAACCCAACUAUGAAGAGCAUCAUUAAGUACAUACUAAUGCUCAACUUUUAUAAUGAAAUAUGUAACGUUUGUAUCAGUUGUGUGGGAAGUUGAAAUCAUUUGGUGUGGUCCAGCAGAGACCAUGUUUCUAUGUUGAACUGAAAUGUGAUCUUAUUUUUACAGUGGUAACGAAAAAGAGCUGUACAACCAGUUUCCAGUAUUGAAACCGGUACAGGAAUAACAAAAUACUUCCUUUUUCUCCAUUCUAUAAGCAAGCACGCUUGAUAGGAACUAGUGGAACCGCGUUAGCAGAGGUCUAAAGGUGUUAAGUACUGUUUACUGGCCUUAAAGAUGGUGACAUAAAAGACACUAUAGCUAGCUUCCCUGGUGAUCUAGUAAUAACUCCUAUUUGCCGUGGCGUAUCUCGAUGGGUUAAAUUAACAUAAAAAUCAACCCUAUGCUGCAAUAAAUAGAAAAUCUUGGCUUUUUAUAAAGGAAAAUCUGACUUACACAUCGUUGACAAACAUUUAAAAACAACAAGGUUGUGCAACAUUCAAAGUAAAGCUUGUAUACAUAUUUAUAAAAGUUUUCUCGGGAGGCACAAGGUCAAAACCCAAAAAGAAUGAAGUAGGCUUUACCGAGAAAAGCUCAGUAAAAAAAAA